AUGAAGCUCAUCUUCCUCUUUACUUUCCUCAUUAACCUGGCUGCGGCCAGGGAGACCAUCAACCUUGACGACCGUGCCGUCAAACUCCCUCGCAAACAGACUUAUCGACCUGGCAAGAUCGAUGGCGACUACAUUUCUCUUCCAUUGUCCAGAUCCGAGAACGGUCCAGCCGAAUACAAGACCUCAACCGACAAAACCACUCUAGUGAGGCCCGCGGUUACCCUCAAGAAGCUUCCUGAUCAGUACAUCGAUGCCGGCCUUUCGAAGAGAAGAGAAAGCUUCCAAGCUCUGAAGCAACUCCGGAGACAAGUCUCUGCCGCAGACUUCUUUGAGUGUUACAACUCUUCCCCCACCCCCUCUCCGUCCGACUGCCAAACCCUAACAACCCAAGUCCUCAGCUCCAACCAAGACCUGAUCGUGACCGCCAACGCCUGUCUGUUGUUUACCUAUCGGUCAUGCCAAGCCUUCUUCUGCUCACUGUGCACGACGAUAAGCACCAGUACCGAUUUCAUCGGCAACCAGCUGGACACACUGGAGGCACUGUGUGUGGAGAAUGGACAGAUUGGGACUAUUGUUGGAGAGGGUAGUGACGGGUGGGAUGUUGGGUUUGUUAGUCCUGGGAGUGGAUUGCCUAGUUAUGAUGUUUGCUGA
Sordaria macrospora k-hell is the source of this 651-nucleotide messenger RNA. RefSeq lists its product as uncharacterized. The record is from RefSeq and is a predicted model, not a curated record. NCBI's taxonomy places the organism in Eukaryota, Fungi, Ascomycota, Sordariomycetes, Sordariales, Sordariaceae.